Molecule: messenger RNA, 381 nt
Organism: Spirometra erinaceieuropaei
Lineage: Eukaryota; Metazoa; Platyhelminthes; Cestoda; Diphyllobothriidea; Diphyllobothriidae
Source: the annotation of a GenBank genome assembly
AUGCUGCAGCAGAAGCUGAAGCUGAUGGAGGCUCCGACCGUCAAGCUAUCUAAUUCAUCCAUGGGCGAAUCAUGCGCGGCUGGUGGUUCACAUUCUGUCGUUCACAUUGCCAGCAGCAUCACUGAUUUCUUAUAUGACCCGCAGGCCCAUAUCGCUUUCGGUUCCUGGUACAAACGAUACGAGAACUUUUCCUCUGUCGAUCUGGCUGCCCAGGACGAUGGAUGGAAGGUUCGACUUCUACCUCGCAAACCGGGUCCGACUGAACACGAGCGUUAUGCCAACUUCAUUCUCCCUAAGAAUCCCCUAGAAGCCACUUUCAAGGACACGGUUCAGACGCUGUCGCAGAUUUUUGGUGACCAAUCAUCCCUUUUCAACACAUGA